Pyrenophora tritici-repentis Pt-1C-BFP is the source of this 2154-nucleotide messenger RNA. RefSeq names its product ThiF, Dinucleotide-utilizing enzyme involved in molybdopterin and thiamine biosynthesis family 2. Gene Ontology annotation, molecular function: adenylyltransferase activity; thiosulfate-cyanide sulfurtransferase activity; URM1 activating enzyme activity. Gene Ontology annotation, biological process: protein urmylation; tRNA wobble position uridine thiolation. NCBI's taxonomy places the organism in Eukaryota, Fungi, Ascomycota, Dothideomycetes, Pleosporales, Pleosporaceae. Gene Ontology annotation, cellular component: cytoplasm; cytosol. The record is from RefSeq and is a predicted model, not a curated record.
AUGGCUGGGGUAGUCGACUCCUUACGCAAGCAGAUCACUGCAUGCGAAGCUACACUACAGGAUCUCCGCCGAGAAUUGGCAGAAGCUGAGCGCAGUCAGGGCCAGGAAGCAAAAAUCGUGCCCCACAAUGGACCACAAGCUACAGAUCCGACCAACCCGCUGGAUCAUGAUAUGAAUUUUGGUGUGCCAGAUGAUUUCCGUUCGGAGAUUUUUGCCAUCUUGGACCAAGGAGAGGACCCGUCACAGGAUCCUGCUGCAUCAAAGGGGACUUCGCGAUGGCCGCUCGAGAAGGAAGAAUACAAGAGAUAUGGAAGGCAACUGAUUAUGCCUGAGAUUGGGAUGGAGGGUCAACUACGUCUCAAGCAUUCCCGAGUCCUUAUCGUGGGAGUGGGAGGUCUCGGUUGUCCUGCUGCUGCAUAUCUGGCAGGAGCAGGUGUUGGCACGAUAGGUCUGGUUGAUGGUGAUACGGUUGAAGAAUCCAACCUCCACCGACAAGUCCUACAUUCUACAGCAAGGGUUGGAAUGACAAAGGUGCAAAGCGCAAUGGUGGCCUUGAACUCGCUCAACCCCAAUGUGGAACUCAUGGCCCACGAUUUCCGAAUAACCCCUGAGACGGCUAUAUCGACAUUCAAAGAUUACGAUAUAAUCCUGGAUUGCACAGACACUCCGGCGUCUCGCUACCUUAUUUCCGACACCUGUGUCUUGCUGGGCAAGGUUCUUGUCUCAGCAUCAGCCCUACGCAUCGAUGGACAACUGAUAGUUCUGAACAAUCCACCUCUACCACAAGGCGAUGCAAAUGGGGGGCCCUGCUACCGUUGUGUAUUCCCCAAGCCACCGCCUCCGGAAUCAGUCGUAUCGUGUGGCGAUGGAGGAAUCCUAGGACCUGUCGUCGGUGUGAUGGGUGUUUUGCAAGCCUUGGAAGCAAUCAAAAUUCUGGCUAGGAACCCAGAGACGACAUCACCUGACCCGCCGAGUCUGCUCUUGUUCUCGGCGUACUCAAGUCCCAUGUUCCGCUCUAUGCGCCUCAGAAGUCGAAAGGCCAAGUGUGCUGCUUGUUCAUCCCAUUCAACCGUUAGCGCAAAGGCAUUGGAGAACGGGAGCUUGGAUUAUGUCCAGUUUUGUGGCAGUGUGUCGGCGAUUUCGGAUCCGCUGUCCCCAGAGGAGCGUAUAUCACCGCAGAGCUAUGCGCAACUACGAUCAGGCGUCAAUCCUUUUACGGGGACAGUGUCAAGCAAAGACAGUCAUAUUCUCGUCGAUGUACGUGAGAAGGUACAGUUUGAUCUGUGCAGCAUUGAAGGCAGUGUCAAUGUACCGUUUUCAACAGUAUCAACAACGCAAGCGCCAGCCUCCAGCCCGUACAGCGCUGGGUACAGCCCAGGGUACAACUCUGGAAACAGCGGCAUGGAAGUCGAUGAGGACUACUGGGUCACGUGGCUUAGGCAGACAGAAAAGCCAAUCUUUGUUGUCUGCAGGCUUGGCAACGACUCGCAGGUUACAGUCAAGAAGAUGAAGCAACUCGGUCUUGACGCUGGCGGGAAGAGAUAUAUUGGAGAUAUUAAAGGGGGCUUGCAGGCCUGGAGGAAGAACGUCGAUCAUGACUUCCCAGAUUACUGAGAUGUUUCUUACAUACACGAGUGUUCAAUCCACCUUGAUCAAGUUCACCCUCCAACCGAGCAACUCCACACUAGCCACCUUGUCACCCUCCAUGUGAAAAACAAACGUAUCAAGCGGCCCACCCACGUACCUCAGUGGAUCACCCAAAUUCCAGGCCAUGCACUCCAUAUCCCCGAACAGCUUCUCUGCCGGUACCUUCUGAUCAAGUAGCAUCCUCCAACUCUUCCGAUCCGUACCCAGCGAAUCCGGAUCCGUAGGAUACAACCUCGCGCUAAAGUUCUCCACCGGAAUCCCCUGGCUCGCCGCAAGAGCUGGAAGAACAGCCACAUUAUUGAUAGUCAUAGCGUCGAUAGCCAGACCAGGUCCAUCAGUACCAGAAAUGACGACAGAGUCGUUGGACCCAGAUGUACCACCCAUCUUGUACGCCCCAGCAUACUUUACCUCCGCCUGCUCCCUCGCCAACACAUCAGCCCAAGGAACCACAGCCUUAACAAUCCUAUCCAGCAAAUCCACACAAAUAAACGACGUCGCAGCCCCCGC